Messenger RNA from Bombina bombina (fire-bellied toad), 788 nucleotides. RefSeq names its product ATP synthase peripheral stalk subunit OSCP (gene ATP5PO). The record is from RefSeq and is a predicted model, not a curated record. The transcript has 7 exons. Gene Ontology annotation, molecular function: proton-transporting ATP synthase activity, rotational mechanism. Lineage: Eukaryota; Metazoa; Chordata; Amphibia; Anura; Bombinatoridae. The coding region runs from base 78 to 713 and encodes 211 amino acids. Gene Ontology annotation, biological process: proton motive force-driven mitochondrial ATP synthesis.
UGAAGUUCUUUUACGCUGACGUACGACGUAACCCGGUUGUGUGAGAGGCAUUGGUUUGACCUAGAGCAGCGGAGAAUAUGGCAGCGGCAGGAAGGCUCUCCUUGACGGUUCGCACCUUCAGCACCAGUGCUGUAAGACCAGUUUCCAAGCUGGUCAUGCCUCCUGUUCAGGUGUUUGGUUUGGGAGGACGUUAUGCCACUGCCCUCUACUCUGCUGCUUCAAAAGAGAAGAAAUUGGAUCAGGUGGAGAAAGAACUGAACAGAGUUGCUACACUUGUAAAGGAUCCCAAGCUUGCUGCAGUUAUUGCAAACCCACACAUCAAACGUGCUCUGAAACAAAAGGCUAUCAAUGAUCUCAUGACAAAGGAGGCUUUUAUGCCCCUCACUACUAAUUUUGUCAAUGUGCUUUCUGAGAAUGGUCGUCUUCCUCAAACUGCAGCCGUAUUAGCUGCAUUUGCAAAGAUUAUGAGUGCACACCGGGGAGAAGUGCUUUGCUCAGUCACCACUGCUUCACCUCUGGAUGAAGCUAGUCUUACUGACUUAAAAACUGCUCUCAAUGGUUUCAUGGCAAAGGGAGAAACACUGAAAUUAGAGACCAAGAUUGACUCUUCUAUCCUUGGUGGAAUGGUUGUUAGCAUUGGAGAUAAAUACAUUGACAUGUCUACGAAAGCGAAGAUCCACAAACUGGCCAAGAUUAUGAAAGAGACUGUAUAAAAAUUCCAUUAAAUAUUUUUCUGCUAUACUUCCCGCAGUGUCUGACCAUAAUGAACCAAUAAAUUCUUAACUAAA